Molecule: messenger RNA, 2130 nt
Organism: Brassica oleracea var. oleracea
Lineage: Eukaryota; Viridiplantae; Streptophyta; Magnoliopsida; Brassicales; Brassicaceae
Product: phosphatidylserine decarboxylase proenzyme 3
Exons: 21
Coding region: 32-1942 (636 amino acids)
Biological process (GO): phospholipid biosynthetic process
Molecular function (GO): phosphatidylserine decarboxylase activity; calcium ion binding
Source: RefSeq, a predicted model, not a curated record
CCCCUGUGCUCUUAUUCUUCUUCCAUAUACCAUGGGAAACGGAAACUCAACGGAGACGAAGGAGUCGCGCCGAUCAAAGAUGCGACAGAAGCUUCAGAGCUUCAGCAGCCGCCGCCGUCUUCGUCGUCCAGGAUCCGGAAGCGUCUCCGGCUUGGCCAGUCAGAGAUCUGUGAGCCAAGAGGAUUUCGCCGGCAUUGCUCUCCUCACUCUCAUCGGCGCGGAGAUGAAGUUCAAGGACAAGUGGCUCGCCUGUGUUUCCUUCGGGGAACAGACGUUCCGUACGGGAAUCUCAGAUUCUACGGAUAAGCCGGUUUGGAGUUCGGAGAAGAAGCUCCUUUUGGAGAAAAAUGGACCAAGUCUGGCUAGGAUCUCUGUAUUUGAGACCAAUAGGCUGUCGAAGAACAAUAUCAUCGGUUACUUUGAGCUCGAUCUCCUUGAGUUUGUUGUGCAGGAACCUGACUCUACUUGCAAGUCCUUUGAUCUUUUAGACCCGACCUCGUCUAAUGUUGUGGGCAGCAUGUUCAUUUCUUGUUCCGUUGAGGAUCCUGUUGAAACCGAGACAUGUUUCGCGAAGCGAAUUUUGUCCAUAGUGGACUAUAAUGAAGAUGGGCAUCUCUCAUUCUCAGAAUUCUCUGAUCUGAUGAAUGCUUUUGGGAAUCUAGUGGCUUCUAAAAAGAAAGAGGAGUUGUUCAAAGCGGCUGACCUUAAUGGAGAUGGUGUUGUUACGAUUGAUGAGUUGGCUGCACUUCUUGCUGUUCAACAAGAAAAAGAGCCAAUUAUAAAUAAUUGUCCGGUCUGCGGCGAGGCUCUUCAACUGUCUGACAAGCUCAACGCAAUGAUCCAUAUGACUCUUUGUUUUGACGAAGGAACUGGUAAUCAAAUGACCGGAGGGUUCUUGACUGAUAGGCAAGCUUCAUAUGGGUGGAUGUUCAAACUAAGUGAAUGGACUCAUCUAUCAACUUAUGAUGUUGGUUUGAAUACUGGUUCAAGUGCUUCACAUAUUGUGGUGAUUGAUAGGAAGACUAAGAGGCUCGUCGAAGAGUUGAUUGAUUCAAAGAUUGUUAUGUCGAUGAGAGCAAUUUACCAGUCAAAAAUUGGACUCGGGCUUAUGGACCAAGGAGCAAAAGAGAUUUUGCAGAACCUUUCUGAGAAGCAGGGGAAGAAAAUGAACACAGCUGAAUCUGCUCAAAAUAUACCCAGCUUUCUCGAGUUUUUCAAGGAUCAAAUAAACAUGGCUGAAGUCAAGUAUCCGCUAGACCAUUUUAAGACGUUCAAUGAAUUCUUCAUACGGGAGUUAAAGCCUGGUGCAAGACCAAUUGCGUGCACUGAUAGGGAUGAUGUUGCUGUAUCAGCUGCUGAUUGUCGAUUAAUGGCGUUUCAGUCGGUAGAUGAUAGCACGCGGUUCUGGAUUAAGGGCCGCAAGUUCUCAAUUACAGGCCUCCUUGGGAAGGAUGUGGAUUCAGAUGCUUUCCUUGAUGGAUCUUUGGUGAUAUUCCGAUUGGCUCCACAGGACUAUCAUCGUUUUCAUUCUCCUGUUUCGGGCGUCAUUGAAAAGUUUGUUGACGUCCCUGGAAGCUUAUACACAGUUAAUCCGAUUGCAGUGAAUAGCAAGUACUGUAAUGUGUUCACUGAGAAUAAACGGACCGUCGUAAUGAUAUCAACAGCAGAGUUUGGAAAGGUCGCAUUUGUUGCGAUUGGAGCUACAAUGGUUGGUAGCAUCACCUUCGUUAGAAAAGAGGGAGACCACAUAAAGAAAGGGGACGAGCUUGGUUACUUUUCAUUUGGUGGAAGCACAGUUAUAUGCGUCUUUGAAAAGGACUCGAUUAAGCUUGAUGAGGAUCUCCUAGCUAACAGCGCUAGGUCCUUGGAGACAUUAGUUACUGUUGGAAUGCAACUAGGUGUCUCCUUUCCAAAGCUGGAAAACUGUUCUCUUGAAUCCUGAACUGCUUCAAACUCAAAGAUACUGAUGAUCUGCUUCGGUUUGGUUUGCUUUGUUUUAGUUUUCUUUUUUUUUUUCCGUGAGAAACUCAAAUCCUCUUUUGUUUGAUACUCAGUGACUUUGUUCUGUAUACAUAAACACCAGUAUGUCCCGGGCAUUGGUACUUGUUAAUAUUUACUGUGUUUCGUUUA